AUGGAAGAGGACAGGAAGAAGAUCCAAUUGGACAUGGAGGUCUUUGAUCAAAUCAUCGAUGCUGGAAAUGCGGAUGAGACAACCAUUGUAAGAUCUAAAGCCUUGAAAUUGAAGGUUGAAAUUGAAGCUAAGCUUCGUAACGAUUUACGACAAAAAGCAAAAUUCAAUGGGCUGUUGAAGGAGUCAGAGUUGAUUCAAGAAGAGUAUAUUGGGCUGCCAAUGAACUUAAUUGUGAGAUUGUCAAGAUGGAAAGCUAAAGCCUUAUCUGCCGGGGGAAGGAAUGUCCCAGCCCAAGUUGUUCUAGGAAGCCUUGCCACUUACUUUUUGUCCAUUUUCAAAGCCCCUGUUCGCACACGGUUGUCCUUAAAAGAAGAGAAAAUGAGAAAAGAUUUCUUCUGGGGAUCAGAUUAUGUGGAAAUAAUUGCUUGGGUCAAAUGGGGAGAUGUCAUUAAAAGUAUUGAUAGAGGAGGCCUCGGGUUGGAAAGUAUUGAUGCAGCUAACCUCGCACUUCUAAUCAAGUGGGUGUGGGAACUUCAUUUCGAACCAACCUCUAGUUGGUCAAAAGUGAUAAAGGCCAUACACGAUCAGAAUGGUGGAGGGGAAAUCCAAAUGGGAUUGGCGUAG
Messenger RNA from Cynara cardunculus var. scolymus (artichoke), 624 nucleotides. RefSeq lists its product as uncharacterized. The record is from RefSeq and is a predicted model, not a curated record. Lineage: Eukaryota; Viridiplantae; Streptophyta; Magnoliopsida; Asterales; Asteraceae. The transcript is spliced from 3 exons. The coding region runs from base 1 to 624 and encodes 207 amino acids.